Molecule: messenger RNA, 666 nt
Organism: Echinococcus granulosus
Lineage: Eukaryota; Metazoa; Platyhelminthes; Cestoda; Cyclophyllidea; Taeniidae
Exons: 3
Coding region: 1-666 (221 amino acids)
Source: RefSeq, a predicted model, not a curated record
AUGUCGGUCCUACUGCUGCUCCUCCUUCUCCAACUUGCAAUUCCACCCAGCCUGGCAACCUCGGCGAUGGAUGAAGCCCUGUCCGUGGAAAAGAGGGAUCCACCGACUAUUCCAGUCUUCCUUCAGCAAACCUACAAAACCGUCUCUGAAAUAGGCCUCGACUGGGAGACUUAUCCCUAUGAUCACGAGUUCACAAAGCGAAUGUUUAUUGAGGGUGCACCGUCAAGAAAAGAAGUUGGAAUUGUGGUAUCCCUGUCCCUGGCUUUCAUACUACUCCGGCACUUCAGUGAACCGAGGCUCAGAGUAGGUUUAGACGAAAUGAUCACUCCGCCUGUCUUAUUAGAUGCCACUUGGUCACGUGGACAACGAGAGUCAAGAGGACAGAUGCUGAUUGGUGGAUUUGAAGUGUGCUGCAGUGGUUACAGUUCCAUGUUGAGGGGCAGUGACCCCCACAGAGGAGCAUUUACGGAUGAGAUGCAUAUUACGCUUACCAGUCUGAUGUCUCCUCUGUUCACACACAGUCUGCCUGUCAUUUGGUAUUCAAGGGUCAACGACACAUUGCCACCAUUCGAAUGUCUCCAUGCUGCGUGGCUCAGAGUCACCACCUUCAGCCUAUGGGGAUCUAGGAUAACCUCUACACGACAACACCUUCGUGCAGGACUUUAG